AUGUUCUCACCUGCGCCUUUAAAAGAGCUGCAGCCCGUAUCCAGAGGGCUGAUUAUCUCCCCAAAACCCAGGAGUGCUGCUAGCAUACGCAGUGGGAGCAGUCGCAGUAGUAAUACCCUGAAGUCUGACUCCACCUCCUCUGUCCAGUCGAUGGCAGACGAGAACCUGUCCAUGGUGGACAUUGAAGACAUGCUCUCUGAAAAAGUGAGGAGGAAGAAGGAAGACCUGAAGGCGGCUUUUCAGGCUUUCGACCAGGAGUGCAACUCCACUGUCACUGCUGGAGAAUUCCGGCGCGUCAUUGAAGGCUUUCUUGUCCCACUCACUCAGUACCAGUUUGAGGCUUUACUAUCCAAGGUUCCAAAAAGAAAAAAUGGGAGCAUACCCUAUAUGGAGUUCCUGAAAAAAUACUGCAAAAUCUCACCAGCGAGAAUAAGAAUUCCACAGAUCAGAGGAGGGCAACAGAACUGGACACUUGGGGAGCUUCAGUGUCAUCUUAAAGACAAGAUUGGGAGCAACCUGAAAAAUGUGGUCAGAGCGUUCCGCCUCUUUGAUUUUAAUCAGGAUGGACAGAUACAGCAACAUGAGCUGCUCAGAGUACUGGAGGGUUACUGCUUUCCUCUGACUCAGCAAGAGUUUCACAGGCUCUGGUCUCACUAUAACCCAAACAACACAGAAACAGUAUCUUACAGAGAAUUUCUGGAGAAGCUUGGGGUUGAUUGUGAGAACUGCAGAAAGAUUGCUCCAGAUUCUGCAAAAUUAGCUUUAAAUUGGGUAGCUGUAAAUCAGAUGAAAAGAAGACAAUGCAGUAAAACAUUAGCAUGGAUUGACCCAGACAAACCUGAUGACACUUUAGAUGAAAUCCAGAUCAGGUUCCUGAAAAAAAUGAAUUUAAACUAUGGAUUCAUCCAGAGAGCAUUCCAAGCAUUUGAUACAACAGGAUGUGGGUUUGUCUCCCAGGAAGACCUCAGAUCAGUCCUGAGCAACUUCAUUUUUCCAAUGGAUGAUUACAUCUUCCAUGGCCUGCUGAAAAGAUUUGGAGUUACCAUAACAGAGCCUGUGGAAUGGAGCCAUUUCCUCAGUUUAUUCCGAGAUGAACAGUGUUUACCCGUCAGGGACGACAUACCUCCAGCAACCUCUGACCUGUCCGAUAUUGAGGCAGUCGUACCAAAGCUUCAGGACCACAUCAGUGAAGUUUAUCCCCAACUUAAGAGGGCUUUCCAGGUCUUAGAUGAGAGCAGAAGUGGAAUGAUCAGCCAAGCGGAGCUGCGUAGACUGCUGGAGGGCCUUGUCUUCAGCCUGACUGACCAACAGUUCACCGGACUCACUGCUCUUCUAGUGCCCGACACCACCGGGGCUGUUCAUUAUCAACGAUUUCUGGAGCUUUUUCAUCCACAGGGAAACAUUGAGGGGCUGAGAGGGACAUCCUCAGCACAGGGCACUCCUACUCAACCAGCUGAGGAGUCUCCAGCAGCACCUGCAUGGAGUACAGUAGAGGAGCUACUGAAGGAAAAGCUCUCAGGAGACUCUGAGGCCGUGAUGGAAUUUCUAAGCAACCAAGACCCAUGUCAGACUGGGGCUGUGUCUGUGGAGGAGAUGAGAAAGCUCAUUCAUCAGUUUGGGCUGCCUUUGUCUGUUAACCACUUCAAUAAACUCUGUAAUCCUUUUUGGGGGGCUAAAGGAGUUAACUACAGGAAACUGUUACGGAGUCUAGGUAUUCCCAAAGACAGUGGUGGGAAAAAGAGCCCUAACAAGGCCCCCAGUCUGACUGAGAGACCUCAGAGGCGUGGUCAUUUGGACAGCGUUAAGAAUCAGGCUGUAGUGGACGUUGUCCUGAGGAGGCUCAGAUCCAGCCUGCAGCAGCGUGGUCUGUCUCUGCAGGACUGUCUGACUGCCGCCAGUACAGGCUCAGGGGAAACUCUAGGCUUUAGGGGUUUCUGUAAGAUUCUGGAGGACUCUAACAUUAUCUUGGAUAAACGACACCUAAAACCUCUCCUAGAAGCCCUAGAGUUUUGUGAUGGACAGAUUUCCUUUUCUAAGUUUGUUGCUAAAUAUGAAGAGGCUACGGUGAAGCAGAGGAAAACAGAUCUACAGAGAAACCCAAAGACCACCAUGGGGAACACUGUAGGACUGAUGGUUGCAGAGGACUGCUUGUCUCAAAUGAAGAGGAGAAUUGAGAAGUACCAUGGGAACAUUUUUGCAGCUUUCCGUCUUAUGGACAAGAACCAUGAUGGUGUGGUGAACCGGAGUGACUUCAGGAACCUUUUUGACACCUUGAUGUUUGUCAUUAAGGAGAGGGAGUACCAGAGGCUCCUGGACCUGCUGGGCCUCACGCCCGGGGCCACACUCAACUAUGCUGAGUUUUUAAACUGUGUCCAGUCAGCUGACAGGACUACAGCACAGCUCAACAUCAACAGCACGUCUGACCAGUGGCUCGAUCUUGCAUGUGAGCAGGUUCACAAUCAUCUGACUGAUAAAGCACGUCACAGGUGGUUGGAGCUUUCUAAGGCCCUUUGCCAGUUUGGUGAAGAUGGUAAGAGAAUUAUCACGAAGAACAACCUCAGGCAUGUUCUAUACAGAUACUGUCUACCCGUCACUCCCACAGAAUUUGAGCACCUGUGGGCCAGGUACGAUGAGAGUGGACGUGGGUACCUCACUCAGUCAGAGUUCCUGGACAAACUGAAUGUGGUACCAGAGGAGGAGGUGAGUCGUGUGAGUCACGUGACCGCAGAGAGCCAAUCAGACCCUCAGCUUCAGGAACAAGUCCACGGAAGGAUUCCAGUGACCACUCGCAGCAGACCUGCUUUGCAAGACCUCAUGACGUGGAUAAGGACCAACUUUGAGGCUGUGAGUGGGGCUCUGGUGGAGCUGGAUAAGGAGAGGAAUGGUUGUGUUACACUGUCAGACCUGCUCAGGCUGUUUCACACACUCAGCUUCCCCAUAGACGAGACAGCACUGCUACAACUACUCAACAACCUUGGCACUGACACCCAGGACAGGAAGUUGUUAUAUCUUGACUUCCUGGAGCGUCUGGUCAGGCGUGGUGUCAGUGGAUCUGUGAUAGCAUCUCCUGUGCACAGGACUAUUAGUGGUUCUCCUGGUCCAGGGGAGAGUCUGGAGGAGCUGAGCCCAGACAGGGCUCUGCAGAGAGUGAGACAACUCGUCACCUCUAACUCAGACUCCCUCUACAGGGCCUUCUCAGCAUUUGAUAAGACAAGGAGCAGUUUAAUACCACAGCUGGAAUUCCGGAGAGUUCUAGACCACUUUUGCACCAGGCUCACAGACGAGCAGUUCAGACGUCUACUAAUGAAACUGAGACUGGAAUAUGGGGAAGACAGCCUAGUGGACUGGACAGAGUUUCUACAAGUCUUCAGCCUCAACAAGCAGGAGACACUUGAUGAAUGGAUUCAGAAAAUCAGAAAGGCCCAUUUCCCAAACCAAGCCCAUCCACUACCGAUCCAUGACGUGUUGAGUAGGAUCCAGGAGGUGGUGUCCACACGUCUCUACACCAUCACCAAUGAGAUGGCAGACACUGAUUAUGCCCACAUCAAUACCAUCUCCAGAGAGGACUUCAAAACCAUCUGUGACAAACACUUUGUGAGACUCAACAGUCAGCAGUUUGAAACCCUGUGGAAGAUUUUACCAGUCAAUGUGUUUGGGAACCUGGAGUACCGUGAGUUUCUGAAGAAGUUCAGUGGAGAGAUUAAAGAGUUGGACAUGUCUGGAGGAUCCCCAUUGUCAGGCCCUGCUAGUCCGACAGAAAGCAAAGCAGCUGUCCUCCAACGACCAAAAACAGUCCCCUGCCUGUUAGGACGAGCCAAGAGGAGACUGACAACAGUGGGGAGAAGGCCCUGUUCAGCAGGAGGGAGAGCAACGUCCCUGCUGAACUGCGAGGUCAUGGAGAAGAGGUUGUGUUCACAAAUUCGAGGCUGUUGGAGGGUGAUUCAGAAGAAGUGCAGGGAGGUGGACACUGACAGAUCUGGGGAGAUCGAUGUCCAGAACUUUCUAGACAUACUGAAUGGCCUCCAUGUUGAAAUGAGCCAGUUGGACUUUGAGCAACUGGCUUUGAAAUAUGACAUUCACAACAGUGGUCGCUUCUCGUACCCAGAGUUCCUGCGUCACUUCGUUCUCACGCUCAGUCCUCAGGUCAUGACCUCCUCUAACAGACUCAGGCUGCAGGUUACCAGGGCUCCGUUAAGUGCUGGACCACUCAGUGAUCAGUGUGUGGAAGCCAUGCUCAGAUUGUAUGGGUGUGUCCAGAUGUUUUGGAGAUCUAUUAGACAGGACUUUGGCUCCUUUGACAGAGAGCGCAGUGGAACAAUCUCUCUUAAGGAUUUCAGAAUAGUUUUGAGACAGUACAGUGUGAACCUCACGGAGGAAGAAUUCUUUCACCUCACAUCUUACUUUGACAAAAACAUCUCAGGAAGAAUACCCUACAAUGACUUUCUGCGUAUCUUCCUAAAUUAA
Messenger RNA from Chanos chanos (milkfish), 4464 nucleotides. It is a transcript of the gene efcab6, whose product is annotated as EF-hand calcium binding domain 6. Bases 1 to 4464 code for a protein of 1487 amino acids. The transcript is spliced from 30 exons. Gene Ontology annotation, molecular function: calcium ion binding. NCBI's taxonomy places the organism in Eukaryota, Metazoa, Chordata, Actinopteri, Gonorynchiformes, Chanidae. The record is from RefSeq and is a predicted model, not a curated record. Gene Ontology annotation, cellular component: nucleoplasm.